AGUCACAGGAUUGCUUCACAUACUGAAGAGAUCAGUGGAGUGAGACCAAUUAGAUGAUGGUUUCUGAUCCUUCCAUAGUGAGCGUUCAAGAGCUCGUCAAAGAACCCUUGGACUCCAUACCUGAGAGCUUCAUUCGUCUCGACCAGACCCGGCCUCAUGUCCUUCCAUCAAAGUCCGAUCACAUACCCACAAUUCCCACCAUCGACAUGGUGAAAAUCUUGGAGCCGUCUGACCGGAGCUUGAAUGAUGAACUCGAGAGGCUGCAUUUCGCUUGCAGUGAAUGGGGUAUCUUUCAGCUGGUGAACCAUGGGGUGAGCUUAUCACUUCUGCAAAAGCUAGGGCUUGAGAUUGAAGAAUUCUUCAAGCUUCCCUUGGAAGAGAAAAUGAAGUACAAGCCGAAUCCCGGAGAAAGCGAAGGAUAUGGAAACGUGAUGAGGUCAGAGAAGAAUGUGCUAGACUGGGGCGAUAGACUCUUCAUGGCAAUUAAUCCCAUUUCUCUAAGGAAGCCCCAUCUAUUUCCCGAGCUCCCAGCACCAUUAAGGAGUAGCUUGGAAACCUAUAUAAAAGAGCUGAAAAAAAUUGCCCUUCAGAUCUUGAGAUCGCUUGCGAUAUGUUUGCAUAUCGAUACGAAUGUGAUAAUGGAGCUAUUUGAAGAAGAAAAGGAAUUCCAGGCACUAAGGAUGACCUACUACCCGCCCUGCCCACAGCCUGAGCUGGUCAUCGGGCUGACGCCUCACUCCGAUGCAACGGCAAUCACGAUACUCCACCAAAUCAACUGUGUGAAUGGCUUGCAGGUUAAGAGGAACGGUGUGUGGCUACCCAUCGACAUACUGCCUGAUGCAUUUGUUGUGAACGUUGGAGACAUUAUGGAGAUCUUGAGCAAUGGGACCUACCACAGCAUCGAGCACCAGGUGAUGGUUAACUCCGAGAGCGAAAGGAUGUCCCUUGCAAUGUUCUUUAACCCCAAGCUGGAUGCGCAAGUCGGGCCGGCAGCUUCUCUUAUAAGCCUGAAAAAUCAAGCACUCUUUAGGAAUAUUACAAUGAACGAGUACGUCCAAGGAUUAUUCUCCCAGAAGAUGGAUGGAAAAUCGUACUUGGAUCGAAUGAGGAUCACCAGCAGCGAACAAGCCAAGGAAACUUAAGGAAGUUACGAAUCAGUAUUCGUGUUCAUGCAUGGGGAUUUGAAUGUUGUACUAUGGUAACUGGAUAUACAUGUGAAGCUGUACAUGUGUAUGAUAGUCGAUCUGUAAGUUUAGUAUUUGAAAUAAUUUGGCAUUUUAUCAAUUGAUGAUAUGAUGGGAAUGAUUUUAACUGGUUUUGUGUUUGAGCCUGCAUCUUCAACUAUUACAGAGCCAU
Molecule: messenger RNA, 1356 nt
Organism: Punica granatum (pomegranate)
Lineage: Eukaryota; Viridiplantae; Streptophyta; Magnoliopsida; Myrtales; Lythraceae
Source: RefSeq, a predicted model, not a curated record